Bursaphelenchus xylophilus (pine wood nematode) is the source of this 1589-nucleotide messenger RNA. Lineage: Eukaryota; Metazoa; Nematoda; Chromadorea; Rhabditida; Aphelenchoididae. The record is from the annotation of a GenBank genome assembly.
AUGGAGGCUAAUUACACCCCUACUUUCAUCUGGCCCCACAAAUUCUUGGUCGAUUUCUUUAUCGUCUUCUCGUAUUCUAUUGUUACUUUUAAUCUUGUCACUCUGUUUUUUACAAUAUUUGUGGUACUCAGAGGUUGGUUAUUGUCAUCAAAUCGAAGCUAAUUUACUUUGUCUUUAGCAUCAAACAGCGUCACCAAAAAGUACAGUUAUUUUCUGGUCAAUCAUCUCGUUUGGUAGGUGAUUUGUAAGCAUGCAAUGGUACUUCGCUCACUGCAGACUGUACUAAUAUUAGCUUAGGUGUGUAGUCAGUGACGUCGCCUCAAUCGCACGCGACAAUGUGUCCCUCGGCAGUAAUGGUUGCUAUGUUUUCUUGGGAUUCGUCUCCAACUUCGAUCAUCUGGCAGCCCUCAUCCUUUUAUUCCUUUCGUAUGGAGUCUCUUUGGCACGAACCGCGUCUGAAGUUGGGCUCUUCAUGAUUCGUUUUAUCGCGUCGAUUCAUCCGGAAUCAAGGUUUUACGUGGAUAUCCACAACGUGGCGACGUGGAAGAUUUUGCUCUUGUUUCAUGUCAUGAUUGUCGUGAAUGUCUUGCUGUUUAUGGUGAGGUUAUAGCCCUUUGUGUUUUGCAGUGAGAACACAAAAAUUAUACGGAGAGAGUUCCAGAAAAACGCAUGGGCAACCAAGAUAGUCAACGAUAUUUGUGGCCAGAGGGCAAAAAUACUGGGUUUGGCUGGACUCCUGCCAAUUUAGCGCGAAAAAAAUUUUUUAUUAUUAAAAAAGUGCCGUAUAAGCCAUAAAUUUUUCAUGCAGAAGUUCGCAAAAAGUUCUCGCCUACUUUCCGACUAAAAUCUCAUGGUUUCUGCAAAGCGCAAGAUAGGAACUAUGGGUCUUAUUUUUUGCAAAUUUUAAUUUCAAUUUAGGCCUAUCUUAGCCUCGUACUUCAAGCGGUUCCAGAGAGUGUUCUCUAGUAUUCUUUCAGGUGCGAAUUGCCGACACCGAUGUCAUCUUGGAGACCCGUCUCCGCAAUCUCACCCAAUCCGACCCUGCUCCUGCCCAAAUCUCCAACGAGCACAUUGUCCUUUGUUUCCCCGAACACACCGUUUCAAGUCAUCUGAUUUACUCCGGAGUCGGGUUUAUGGCCAUCACUGGCAUCACUCUACUCGUAAUGUUUUACAACAUCAAGGCAUCUAAGUCCUCGGCCAGCACUCUGCGCACCCAUUGGAUGCUGUUCUAUGCCCUUGUUGCGCAAGCGGUCGCUCACACAGUCUUCGUUUCGACUCCCGGCGUUGUGGCCGGGGUCUUGUCCGACUCCCUCCAAAAGCCUUCAAUUUCGAUUAUCUGCUCCAUUGUUUUAUGGCCUCAUACCUUCUUCACGUGUCUUAUUAUCCUCGUCAUGAUCCGGCCUUAUCGAAUAUACGCUAAGAGAAUACUCCAGCGCCUCAGGGUAAGACCCAGGAGGAUUGGGCCGAUCUUUGAGGGGGUUCGGGAUCAUCCCACCGUCUCGCGGAUCCCCGAUAGUGAUCCUGGAACAAAUAAUCAUGCCCAGUCCAGGGCUUCGGUCUUUUCACGGUUCCAGUCGGUUAGUCUGUGA